AUGGAGUCCGUUCGCCAGUCUUGUCGGCCAAAGCAUCAGGUCUUGACUCUGAAAUGCUAUCCCAAAUACCAGAAAGGUGUGGCGGAGGUCAGGCCGAAUCCAAGUGAACUCUCAUACCUGCUUUACUAUGCUAGCACGCGCCGCAGCAAACUGACCAAGGUCGGUGCUUUCCUCGAGAAGAGGGUCGCGCGGGAUGUCUGGAGACGCAGGAUAGGAAAUGUCCAAGUGGCGCUUCACAUUCUCGCCGCGCUCAUCGAAAAAGUCCCUCGCGAUCUACCGAUUUACGCUCGAUCUGUUAUGACAGUGGUCGAUACCGUCCUGCGAUCGAAUGAUAUAACAAUGGUGGAGGAGUCGAUCGUGCCGUUCGAAGUGUUCUGCCGACACCAAGACAUUGCGGCCAUCGCGGCAGAUCAAGGCCUGGCGCAUCAGUACCGAGAGGUCGUGCGCACAUACGCCAGCUUUGCGGAUCCAGCAUUCGUCGCCAACUCCACCACCAAGUUCAGCCCUCAGGUUGCGAUUCGAUGGAGAAAUGCAGGGUUGCGCGCCAUUCGAGGCGUAGUCAGUUCAGAAAGCCUGGCUGCGGAUGGAGGAACUUCGCUGAAGCUCUGUCUACCUGUCAUCUUGGAAAACCUGUACUCGAAUGACGAGGAUCUUCUGACGACUUUAUCGGCUAAGCUCCAUGAAUCGGACCCGAGCGAUGGCUCCAAACCGCGCCGCAUGAGCGUUAACACAGUUGGCACAGUGGACACAGCAGAGGGUGACCCCGAGCUAGCAGCCCGAUCAGCGGAUGAUGCCGAUCGAAAGGCGGAAAUGGGCGCACGACUCAUGGCUUUGCGUUGCCUUGAACAAAUCAUUGUCUCAGGUAGCAACCGUGGUCAAAUCCGGAUCGCAGUCACAGUCAUUCUACGAUUCAUCUCAACCAAGGGACUUCAGCAAAGCGAAAAGCAUGGCCAGAUGAUCGAAGGAAAAAGCGGCAACUGGGCAACCUCUUUGGUUGAAAUGAUCGCGAACUGGUGUCCGGUGCAAGUGCGAUUCAUCAUCUUGAUCACAGCCAUGGAGAUUCUGCAUGACACAAGCCCCAAGGAGGAUGCACUGGAAUCAUCCUUCACUAUUCUCUCUGUGGUGGAUUGGCUUCUCAAAUCAUCCGUGAACAUGAUCGGACUCAGCGUUAUGGACAUCCUCUUUGGGCUCAUGCACUACGCUUCUGAUAUACUGUCUCCCCCGGACCAUGCCGAGCCUGCCGACUCGGAGAAGAAAACCCAUCUACCAAGUAAUGUGGUGAAAAUUUCGCCCCAACGACAGGACCUCCUCACGCUUCUGGAGCGAUGUAUUGGGGAUCUUGCCACGCACAUCUAUUAUGGAGAGCAAGUUGCAGAUAUGAUGCGUGCAAUCCUCAAGCGGUUCAAGCCUUCUCUUCAUCAUGACAGCUCUGCCCCUUCAACAUUAGCCACAGUCCACGAAUCUGGAGUGGCUCACGUAAACUCGGGAUCUUCCUCGGAGACGAACGGCGAAAAAACAAACACGGAACUUUUCUCGCACCCUGCGGCCAAGCUGACUGCUCUUCGGUCCGUCAAGGCUAUUUUGACUGUGGCUAACUCGAAGACUCCUACAACCAUGUCUGGCGCGGAAUCUAGACACCCAGUUGGGAUCCACGUGUGGGAGGGUACACAAGGGCUUGUCCGUGACGCGGAUCGCGAUGUUCGCCACGCCUACGCGGAUGCCUUCCUAUCCUGGUUGAACCUGGAGACUAACAAGAACGACUUGAAGGCACAGAUUGAUGUGCCCAAGUAUAUCAAAACAUCGAAGCGAGACUCCGAGCAGGGGGAUAAAUCCAAUUGGCGAAACACCGUGGCUCCGGGAAAUCAAAGGGAGACCGUAGCUCUGGCAGCGCAUUCCAAUUUCCUUCGUCUUCUUCACCUCUCUGUCUACGACUCCGCUCUUGAAGCUGCCACAAAUGAUGCCGAGGUUCUCCUGUUGCAUCUGCUUCUGACAAGUCUAGUCGAGAACCUGGGAGUGAAUGCCGUUCAAUUUGGUCUCCCUAUGGUUCUCAAGCUGCAAGAAGAUCUGUUCACGUCGAUAGAAUUGAGUUCCUUCGCAGGUCGUGUGAACAUUGGGAGCUUGAUUCACGGAUAUCUCCUCGCGGUCUCGGAGAAGUUCAAUGCCGAGUCCUCUCCCGUGGGCCUUGAAAUCACCAACGAAAUUCAACACCGCCAAAGCCAAGGGUAUUGGCUUUCCAAAAUUCGUCUACCGGCCACUCGCCUCGAACAGAUUGAUUUUGAUGGCGAACAGAAAGCCAAUGAUGAUACCUCGCCACCUCCCCUGUCACCUUUCCGCAAUGUUGAUGGGCUUAUCUACUUGAUUGAUGAAUCCUACCGCCAGUCUAUUUCUUCUCCCCCACAAAGCCCCCAGACAUCGCCAGCACGAGGCUUCACAUUCCCUGUUCUUGGACACUCAUCAACAACACUAUCCCAAAAUGACGGUGGGAUCCCCUCUGUGGUGAAAGAACAAAUGCUCUCUCCGUGGUCCCGUGAAGCAUGCCUGGCAGCUGCCGACAAGGAAACUGCCAAGACAAUUUCCAUCAGUGGGUCAAGAGCCGGAACUAUGAACGCGCGCUACCAGACCAAUGGAGUCGCAAAUGGUUCCCCUGCCGAUUCUCAGUUAAAUCACCGCGAGAGCGUCCCUGAAAUCUCGGGCACAUCAUCCCAAAGCUCUGGCAAGGGGUCACCAGUUCGCAUCAACGAUCUUCGUCGUGUUUUAUCGGUCAACAACGACUCCCAGCCCCGACGGUUGAGCCCACUGCGCGGUCAAGUUGACACAUCCAAUGCCAGUAUCGUCUCAUCCGGAAGUGAGAGUAUGUACAGUGGCAACUACUCCGUCUCCGAAAUUGACGGCGAUGCGGCCUCAAUCCAACCAGAAGGGCAACAAGCCCCGGAAGAUGACGGUGCCGAGACACCUCGCGCUUCAGCCGCUGCAAUGGCUUUCCUAAGCGACGAUCCGAACGCACCAACCCUCAGCCGGGUGAAUUCAAACGAAGCAAUUCCUCCUGUCCCACCCAUUCCAGCCAGCCUCUCGAUCCCGGGUGGCUUCCCCAACGACUCCCAGCGUUCCCUGGUUUCCGACCGUCCAUCCACAGCCCCAGGUCCGUCGCGCCAAAAUUCACAGAAAGAAAAGGAGACACCAGGCACUCUCACUACACAACCCUUGAACCGCAACAAAAGUCGUUCAAACUAUAGCCUUGCUGGGGCUGGAAUCCCCGAGCUCGUCAACGGCUAUGAAUCCGAUGCCCUCGACGGAAGUCACCAGGAUCAAUUGAAAAAGCUCCUGGAUGGCUUCCUUUCACCCGAUGACGCUCUCAAGAGUCGUCCUGCUACUGCUCGAUCUGCUACCAAGAUGCCAUUGGGCAGAAAUCCCAGUAGACGACAGGCUAGUGGGGGCAUUGGAAGACCACCCUACUGA
This is a messenger RNA of Penicillium brevicompactum, 3456 nucleotides long. RefSeq lists its product as uncharacterized. Gene Ontology annotation, biological process: protein localization to plasma membrane. The transcript has 2 exons. The record is from RefSeq and is a predicted model, not a curated record. Lineage: Eukaryota; Fungi; Ascomycota; Eurotiomycetes; Eurotiales; Aspergillaceae. Gene Ontology annotation, cellular component: plasma membrane. Bases 1 to 3456 code for a protein of 1151 amino acids.